Messenger RNA from Sphenostylis stenocarpa, 1104 nucleotides. The record is from the annotation of a GenBank genome assembly. NCBI's taxonomy places the organism in Eukaryota, Viridiplantae, Streptophyta, Magnoliopsida, Fabales, Fabaceae.
AUGUUUCAGAAGAUUGAUGGUGUAGAUGUAUGCCUCUUUGCAAUGUAUGUUCAGGAAUUUGGCUCAGAAUGUGACUAUCCCAAUCAACGUUCUGUAUAUAUAUCAUAUCUUGAUUCGGUUAAGUAUUUUACGCCUGAAGUACAAACCUCAACCAGUGAAACUCUUCGUACCUUUAUUUAUCAUGAGAUACUGAUCGGAUAUCUUGAUUAUUGCAAAAAGCGAGGUUUCACAACUUGUUAUUUAUGGUCUUGUCCAUCUAAUAAGGGGGAAGAUUAUAUACUGUAUUGUCAUCCUAGAACUCAAAAAUCUCCGAAGCAUGAUCAAUUACGACAUUGGUAUCAUUCAAUGCUAAAGAAGGCAGCUGAAGAAAAUAUAGUUGUUGGUUUAACAAAUAUGUAUGAUCAUUUCUUUCUUUCAACUGGAAAACGUGGAUCCAAGGUAACAGCUGCUCGUUUGCCUUACUUUGAUGGGGAUUUUUGGUCUAGUACCGCAAUGGAUAAAGCCAAGAAGAUUGAAAAAAUUACCAGAGGAGACAAUGAAAAGAUAUUAAAACUAAGUGUGGAAAACGAUGGCUUUGCACUGAAUGCAAGAUAUUUCAAGAGUGUGAAAGGCGAGAAGCAUAAACGUUGCCAGGUCCUCGUGAAAGACAUCCUUCGUGAUACUACUAAGGAGAAAGAUAUCAUCCUUGAUAAUGGGUUAUUCAAUAGCAGAUAUAACUUUCUUAGCUUUUGUCAGAGGAAUAGGUUUCAAUUUGAUUCACUUCGCCGAGCCAAGUAUUCCUCAAUGAUGAUCCUCCAUUAUCUAAGCGACCCUACUUCUUUGGUGGAACAAUAUGUCGUGUUUGCUGUAAGCGCAUUGUUAACCAACGUUAUUGGAGAUGUGAGAAUUGCCCUCAGUUCACUGUUUGCUCUACAUGCCAUAAUGCCAGAGGAACUACAGGAUGUUAUAAAGCAUGCAUCUCAAUGUGCACUGUUCGAGUUUCUGGAGGAUGCCAAGUUUGUAAGAAGGGAUUUGAAGAAGCAAUCAGAAUGGCUUGCAACACAAUGUGAAUCACGACGUAGAGCUGCAAUUUUGGAAGACAAGAAAGUGAUCACGGUUGAUUAA